UUUAAGCUUUUCUGCGUUUAUCGAAAUAGCUGCCAUGUGGAAAACUGGAAACAAUAGGCUACUGCUAAUCAAGCAUUGCAUUAUAUGUGUAAAUGUUAGGUUUGAUAAAUUUAGGCAGAGUUAUUUGUAGCUUGGAGCUCCGCCUCACUGUACAAAGUUCCUUCGUGUUUUAAGUCCCAAAUGGCUGAAGCUAGGCGAGAUGAGGAGGAGGAGCCGAGAGAGUUCAGGGAACUCGCAGUUUUGCGGAACCGAAGAGGACAGUCAAACCCAACAACAGAUCGCUCAGAGAGGAACAAGCCAGAACGCCGUCUCAGUCAAGGAGCUUUGUCCUCUAUACGAGCUGCCAUCAAAAGAACAACGUCGACGAGAAACAGCUCUCAAGGUGAUCACACUCGGGAUCGAAGACGUCCAGAGAUAACCAUCCUAUCAGCUGAGCCCUUAGCAGCAAACGCCUGGUUCCCAGGAGCUUCUGGGGGAUUUCCGUCAGCCCCACCUCCUGCUCAGCCAAUCUGGGGUGGGAACAUACCAGCAUCUCCCCAGCCCCCACCAUCGUAUGACCAGGUGAUCAAAGAGAAGACCCAGGAGCAGGUUCCUCCACUGGUCGCCACCCGACGACAGUCCACCACCAUUGCUACGCAGACAGACUUCCUGCUAGACUCUGGCCCAGAAUGCAGUGCCACUCCACAGCCCACUGAAAGAAGAGGAUCUGCUGCAAGAAGACCCCUUAAGCCACCAAGGCCAACUCUACCUAAACCCAAGCCAGAGGCAGACGACACCGUUGUCCUUGCAGACCAGGCUUGUAUAAUCCCGGAGGCCCCACCUGUCGCCCCGACUGAUCCAUCCUCCACAACCAGCCAGCAGGCAGCCGACGCCCAGCUCUGUCUCUCCCACCUCAGCUGUGUGACUCAGAGUGACCCCUCUCUGCUUUUACCCGCACAUUGUGAUGAGAUAACCGAGGCCUUCGGCUCCGGUUCUGUAGAGAGACCGUCUCAACCGAGUGAGGCCGGUCCUGCCUUCUCACCAACACAGCGGCCAGUACCGCUUCCUCGCUCCAAACCCAGCUUGCAGUCCAUAAGCAGGGAGGUGAAGGUUCAGACUUUAGUCCGGAUUAAGGACGAAGGGGACAGCCCCCAGAUCCCCCUCUCCCCAGGGGGGCUUCCCUCAGGUAAGUACCUGCAGGAGCUCUUGGAUAUUUUCUGCACAGAUGAUCAGUGUGACCAAGGCAACCACAGCAGCGAGACUGACCCUAGUGACCAGGCGGACCCCAGUGACGAGACUGACCCCAGCAACGAGACCCACCCCAGUAACCACAGUAACCAGACUGACCCCAGUAACCCCAGUAACCACAGUAACCAGACAGACCCCAGUAACCACAGUAACCACAGUAACCAGACAGACCCCAGUGACGGCGGUGAGCUGAGCGAGCAGGACGACAGCAUGAGCGUCUCUCACAGCCAGAGGAACAUAAAGGCCAAGAUCCAUGCCUUCGAGAAGCAGGCCGCUGUGGACAUGGAGGAGGAGGGGCCGCUGGUGAAGCCGGAGCCCCGCCCCCGCACGCAAUACCCCAAACCGCCUGCGGUGGCCACCAAACCUACCUUCACACCCCGGCCUUCCAGCAUGUUGGAGCUGAGCAAUGCAUCAGGGUCGAGUGUGGAAAAAAGGCAGAAGGAUGCGCUCAUCCCACCAACCCCUGCACCCAGGCCUCUGCUCCACAAAGCCCCCUCCGAAAGCGAGAUCACCCUGGAGACGCCAGCGGGGAAGGUCCCGCUCAUUCCCCCCUCGCGCCGCUCCGUAAUGGCCAGGGCCAAAACCUUCUCGGCUCUGGAGGAGGGGCCUGCCAAUACCCCACCCACGCCCCCACCUAAAAUCAAACCUAUGAUGAACAGUGUUAGCCUGACCAAUCACGAGCCUGCAGUUAUCCUGCCCCCACCCCCUCCAAAAUUCAAACCUGCCGCGGACAAUGCCAGCCUGACCAAUCACGAGCCUGCAGUUAUCCUGCCCCCACCCCCUCCAAAAUUCAAACCUGCCGCGGACCCUGUCAGCCUCACCUACCAGGCCCCUCCCCUUCCGCUCAGCAAGCCCAACAUGGAGAACGGGAAUGGGAACGUGGACAGGCCCUUCGGCCAGACCCCGAUAAAACCACAGAGGUCUGUCAAUUUUCAUCAAAAUCCUCCAAACUUGUCUCGCAAGCCCACACUGAUCCGAGUUCCCAGCAAAGUGGAUGACAAUGAGAUCCAGGAGCCCCCUCCUCUCCCGGUGCAGAAGCCCAUCGGAGGAGUGCCUCUCCCAAUCCGGAAACCUUCCCGCAUCAUCAAUAGACCCUCGUACCCACCGCCUCCGGUGGAGGCCAGUAACCCUGAGGGAUUUAGUGUGCCGAUGCCAGAGUUAUCGCUUCCACCCCGGCCCGUUGGAGGAAAGGUCGCUCCCGCUCGCCCCCCUCCUGCGAAAGCAGCACCUGGCAGGCCCCCCCGACCUGCAGCUUCAGGUCUCCCCGGCCCCGCUUUCCAGGCCGGACGGGCGGCAACACUGCCCACGAGAUCACAGAGCUCCAGGGGGCUAGUGAAGAAGGUUCCUGUUCAGCCCCCCAGACCCAGCCCAGGGCACCCUCUCUACAACAGCUACACACUGGAAAUACCACAUGCAAUAGCAGAGUUUGACUACAAUGGCAGUAACACCGGAGAGCUUUCCUUUCAGAAAAAUGAAGUUCUGGUGCUCCUUGACCAGACCGACAACAACACAUUUGAGUGCCAAGUGGGAGACGCCAAGGGCCCGGUUCAGAAGUCCUAUCUGAAGAUUAUCACUCCCCUGUCCAGUGCCUCCAGCAUGCCACAGUCCUCCCCCCAGAUCCCGCCCCCUGCAGACGCUCGGAGAGGGAGCAGUGGACUGCAGGCUCAAGCUCUGUAUGACUUUGUUCCAGAGCGCCCUGAGGAGCUGGCCCUGAAGGCGGGAGAUCUGGUGUCCAUGGUGGAGUGGGUGGACGGCGAGUGGUGCCGCGGAUGCACCCGGGGCGCCACCGGAAUGUUCCCUGUCAGCUACGUCCGAAUGCUGUCCGUCAUUCCGGCUCCACCCGGUGGACAGAAAGCACCCCCAGGACCAGCAAGCAUCAGCGGGCCCAGAUGCGUGGCUCGGUAUGAGUUUGAGGGGGACCAGAGCAACGAGCUCUCGUUCCCCGCGGGAGAGGUCAUCAGGCUCAAGGAGUACAUCGGGCAGGAAUGGGCCCGGGGCGAGCUCAACGGCUUCGUGGGGAUCUUUCCUCUCGACUAUGUCGAAGUCGUGGAGGACCUCCCACCCCCGCCACCAACGCAACAGAAUGUGCAGAUGAGGAUCCCACUUCCUGGAAUGGUGCCUGCCUCUAAGAACCAAGUGCCUGCUUCUAAGAACCAAGUGCCUGCUAGGCCCAGCCAGUUACAGCUCUCUCCUGCGGGGGCAGAGUGGUGCCGGGCGCAGUAUGACUUCACCGCGGAGACGGAUGAGGACCUGGCCUUCCAGCAGGGGGCGGUCAUCCUGAUCACGGAGCACUUGGAUGCAGAGUGGUGCCGGGGGCGUCUGGACGGUAGGGAGGGAUGCUUCCCGGUGGCUUUCGUGGAGCCCUGCCCAGCACCACCUGAAGGAUCGGAGAGCCCAGGCAGUGGGGGCGGUGGAAGAGCAAGAGCCCUGUUUGACUUUGUGUCGGAGAGCGAAGAGGAGCUUUCCAUAAAGGUCGGUGAUAUUAUAACAGGUCUGGAGUCCAUAGACGAUGAAUGGUUUCUGGGAGAACUGAACGGGAUGCAUGGCUUGGUGCCUAGAAACUACGUCCAAGUACUGAAAGAACCAUGAUGCUCUGGGCCAAAAUGAACUGAGAAUGCUACUGUGUGGGGAGGGUAUUUUGUAGUUUGGAUGAUUGGUGCCAAGAAGAAGGGCAUGGGAUAAUCAUAAAAAAUGACAAUGCAAAGGGACCCUUCUUUUCCAUGACCGUGUGCAGGAUGACUGAGCUGCCACUGUCCAAGCCAUGCCUUCCCGAAACAGUAUUUCUUUCUGCUUGAACGGAAUAUGUGGGAUCUCCUAGCCUCUCCUAUUUCAGUGUUAUUAUGCAGAACUAACAGACUGCACUCUUUUUAAUGCCAGAAGUUUUUUUUCUUUGUUUACAAAGUUUUUAUCGGAAUAUUAAAUAUUUCCAAGUGUAGUUUCUUUAUUAAAACAAAUCUCCAAAUAAAUAACACGUAUGGAUUGAAUAGGAUGGUUUGUUGAAUGUUGUGGUGUGCUGAGCGAUCUUUAAACAUUUAAUUUAGACCUCUGUAUUUGCAUUAAAAAAUUAUCCAUGACAAAAAUAACUCUUAGUGUCUUAUAAUGCAGUUUCAUACUAUGCUGUGAGAAAUUUCUCUCUCGCAAGUUUUGUUUAGAUGGAACCGUAUUCACUACAGAACAGCUGUAGUCAGACUGAACAGAUGUAUUUAUAUGGCUUAAAAACAUUGGAACCACCACAUUUUGAAUAAGCUGUUAAAAGUCCAGUUUCUGCAAUGCUCGUGCUCCCACAGUGUGCUGUGUGGUCGGGCUUUUAUCGUCACUCAGGAUGGAAGGGAUUUCAGUAGGUGGGACGUUUGGAUCAGGCUUAUCGUCACUCAGGAUGGAAGGGAUUUCAGUAGGUGGAACAUUUCGAUCUCAGGCCUCUGUGGUUAAUCUGGCACCUUCACAUGUUUCUGAGGUGUCGUAUUUGCCUUCACUAUCCUAAGAGUGACGGACACAACUGAUGUGCAGUGCCAGUAUGCACAAUAUGUCAGGUAUAAUCUACAUAUCAUCAAAAAAUAGAAUGCAUAAGGAGGAGUGAGGGCCACCUUGUGGCUGACAAUUUGCUGCUGUUAUACUUAUUUUUCACACUCAUUUUCGACUGUUCAGUCUUUAAUCACUGAGAAAUUCCUUUGAAAAUAAAUAUGAAUAUAGAUACAAAAAUUGUAAAUCUUGUUCAUUAACUCAUCUAUGCAAAUGCAGAAGUGGACGAGUGUUUGAUACAUACUGUAUUUUCAUGUUCUCACGGUGCUGCCAUGCCAACGGAAAAGGCCGACAGCACUGUGAGAGUGGAGGUCACCAAAGCCAUGUAAUUUAGACCCUUCUAACUACUUCUGCUGCUAUUAAUAAUAUCAUUUUAGACCAAGUAUAUGUGUGUAAUGCACCCUAGGGUUUUACCAACUGAAGCCUUUGCACGUCCUCCACUUACUAAUGCAGUUUGCCCGUAUAAAUCUGAUUCAUAAUCAAUUGAUCAUCAUCAAAGUAUUGCUCCUGUCAGUCAAUAAGUAAUGUAUUGCUUCUGAUAUUCCAAUUGUAAUAGAUUACUGUGCAAAGCACCAUAUAAAGGCAUUUUGAUUUAUAUCGCAAGCAGAUUUAAUCAAUUUUAAAUAUGUUUUUUGAAAGUAAGCACACUGCAAGAGUGACGCAGUUUACAUUAUAUUUUAGAUUUAUAGGUUCAACAACCUGUGCUGUAUAUACAAUAAAUAAUCACCGAAA
This is a messenger RNA of Conger conger (European conger), 5478 nucleotides long. RefSeq names its product SH3 domain containing 19 (gene sh3d19). NCBI's taxonomy places the organism in Eukaryota, Metazoa, Chordata, Actinopteri, Anguilliformes, Congridae. Gene Ontology annotation, biological process: protein transport to vacuole involved in ubiquitin-dependent protein catabolic process via the multivesicular body sorting pathway. Bases 181 to 3816 code for a protein of 1211 amino acids. Gene Ontology annotation, molecular function: protein binding. Gene Ontology annotation, cellular component: ESCRT-0 complex. The record is from RefSeq and is a predicted model, not a curated record. The transcript is spliced from 22 exons.